AUGGAAGCGUUCUCUAUUCGUUAUCCCCCAUUCAAACACUUGUGCUAUACAUUGACGUCGCCGCCGCCGUCGCCGUCGCGUAAUCAUCACCGUGUUCCAAAUCUCCGACAUCAUGGUGGCGUUGGCCGUCGAUCGGCCAUGAGUUUCCCGAGUCUUCGACGAAUCACAACCGCUCUUAAUCGAUCUCAUCGCAAUUCAAUUCAAUUUUCAGUCAGAAGCACAAGUUAUCUAGAUCUAAGUCUUGAUUUCAAUUUCAACAUCACCAUGGAUGAUUCUCAUACUAAGAAGGAAGUCCAAUCCGGUGAUGGCUUGAACGUUGUUAAGGAUACAAAGGAAACGAAGAAGUCGCCGGAGAUCCCUCCGCCUCCGGAGAAACCGUUGCCGGGGGAUUGCUGUGGCAGUGGCUGUGUUCGCUGCGUAUGGGACAUAUAUUAUGAUGAGCUUGAAGAAUAUAACAAGCUUCUAAAGGGAGAAUCCGAUUCUUCAAUCGGAUCAAAGAUCAACCAUUUUGGAAACAAGGGUAGAAUCGUUCAUAAAUUGUCUUUGGGGAAAAUCGACCAAAUUAGAGCAUCCAACUGCAACAUAUCUUCAUUAAACUUCGCUUUCACCAUGGUGUCCACCCUGUUGUAUUGUAAUUCUCUCCAUAUUGCAUUAGAAUUUCUACUUAUCACAGUGAGUGCUUUAUUGAGAAGAAACACUCGUAAGCUCAACUAG
This is a messenger RNA of Lactuca virosa, 714 nucleotides long. The record is from the annotation of a GenBank genome assembly. Lineage: Eukaryota; Viridiplantae; Streptophyta; Magnoliopsida; Asterales; Asteraceae.